UUGUUGCACAUGAGCAUGGAGUAAGAUGGAAGCUACACGCGCAAACUUUACAGAUGCGCAAUGUGACCAGCGCUGCCGAGUGAAGCAAGCUCCAGAGUGAAGAGAAACUGAUGGACUGAAUGGACGACGGCAUGUUUUCUGGUCAGGCUGGUCUGAAUUACAGCUUCAACCUGAGCGAUGACCGAGAGUUGCUGGAUGCGCAGGCGGGCUCGGCGAAGCUCUCCCCGGCGGGCUUUGUGGUGCUGUCCGUGGUGCUGGGCUUCAUCAUGACUUUCGGCUUCCUGAACAACUUCAUUGUGUUGCUGCUGUUUUGCAAAUUCAAAAAGCUGCGGACACCGGUGAACAUGCUGCUGCUGAACAUCAGCGUGAGCGACAUGCUGGUGUGUUUGUUCGGCACCACUCUCAGCUUCGCCUCCAGCAUCCGCGGAAAGUGGCUGCUGGGGCGCAGCGGCUGCACCUGGUACGGCUUCAUCAACUCUUGCUUUGGUAUAGUUUCGCUGAUCUCUCUGGUGAUCCUCUCCUACGACCGCUACAGCACCCUUACUGUUUACAACAAGCGUGGGCCAGACUACCGUAAGCCCCUAAUAGCCGUUGGGGGCUCUUGGCUGUACUCCUUGUUCUGGACAGUGCCCCCCCUACUGGGCUGGAGUAGCUAUGGCAUAGAGGGGGCAGGAACAAGCUGUUCUGUGUCCUGGACUGCUAACAGUGCCCAAUCGCACGCCUACAUCAUCUGCCUCUUCAUUUUCUGCUUGGGUCUGCCUGUCAUAGUGAUGAUCUACUGCUACAGCAGAUUGCUUUGGGCAGUCAAACAGGUGGGUAAGAUCCGAAAGACUGCAGCCCGGAGGAGAGAAUACCACAUUCUGUUCAUGGUGCUGACCACUGCAGCCUGCUACCUGCUGUGCUGGAUGCCUUAUGGUGUUGUGGCAAUGAUGGCAACAUUUGGCCCACCCAACAUCAUUAGCCCUGUGGCCAGUGUAGUUCCCUCACUGCUCGCCAAGAGCAGUACCGUCAUCAACCCCCUCAUCUAUAUACUUAUGAACAAACAGUUUUACAGGUGUUUCCUGAUUCUGUUUCACUGCGAUUGCUGGUCAUCGGAGAAAGGCGACACCUCGAUGCCGUCCAAGACUACGGUAAUCCACCUUAACCGGCGCGUCUACAGCAACACGGUGGCCUGCACUGCCCAGAUCUCCACCGAAGCUCUCAACCAGUGCUACAGCACCGCAGACACCAAGCACACAAACCCUCCAGAGGUCACCCCCUGA
Molecule: messenger RNA, 1262 nt
Organism: Neolamprologus brichardi
Lineage: Eukaryota; Metazoa; Chordata; Actinopteri; Cichliformes; Cichlidae
Gene: tmtops2b
Product: teleost multiple tissue opsin 2b
Biological process (GO): G protein-coupled receptor signaling pathway; visual perception
Cellular component (GO): membrane
Molecular function (GO): G protein-coupled receptor activity
Source: RefSeq, a predicted model, not a curated record